UUGAAAUCUAGACCUCAGUCAUCCCCAGACACAAGCUGAUGCCGCCGAUCCAUGGCCUUCGCCCGGCUCUUCGAGCACCCAGCCGGCACCACCGCUGCCCGGGAGAUUGUCCGCGAGGACGAGAACACUCUUUUGGUGCAAGGCUUCAGGCGAAAUGCUGAGAGCCCUGAGAGCCUGAGAUGUCGAGGACUGCUACCCUGCCGGCCGUGGGCAAUGGUCUCGAUGGCAGGUGUUUUGCUCCUCGGAGUCCUUUGGCGAUCGCAUCGAUCGGGGGACUUUCAGGUCUUUACUUUUCAGGAUUGGGAAGAAGAGCUGCCCAAGUGCGAAGAUUUCCCGAAGCUGGACUUCCUUUGGGUCGCUCACAGCAAUUUGGACCAUAAGGGUCCGGACAUGGGCGAAGAGGGCCUUGUUUAUCGUGUCAGAAAUUACAAAGGUGAGCACAUGGAGAUGGUGUUCAAUGCAGUCGAAAAUUUCCAGGCAUUCGACAGCAAGAUGUUUGGCCUACAUGGCUUCUAUGGCUCUUUGAAUGUGGCGGCGCUCUCGAAGGCUCAUCUUCGGGUGACCUUCCGGGACCACGAGACGAAGAAGCCCGUCACCAUGGAAGCUUUUGCCAUGACCUUUUACGACAUCGAUCAGGGCUUUUCCAACACCGGCAUCGAGGAGGUCACCAUCCAGGGUGAUUGGACAGUGGCAAUCGUGUCGACCCACACGGGCGUCCAUGUGGAGCAUUCGCCGCACUUCCGGCGGAUCCAGUUCCGAUCCACCUUGGCGGGGAUGGCGAUGGACAGUCCCACAGAUGCCAGGAUCCUAACUGAAGACCAGUUUCACAAGGCGGUGACGAUUCGCUUCAAUGAGGUGGAUGCCUUCCAGGUAAGCCUGGGCGUACUAAGCACUGGGGCGCAUCACCGGUUUUUCGAAUUCUUAGGCGAAGCCUCCCUGUUGUGCGCACACCUGCCCGAGGGCGGGCCAGCACCCGUGGGAAAAGCUUAUUGGAAUCCCCGCAAGCAUGCACCACCUGGGCUGAUCCCCAAGAGGCCCUUCGAGACGGUGGCUUUGACCCAUGAGCAGUGGGUCUUUGAGGGCUGGGAGGUGAAGGAGGAGGACCCGGUGGUGAUUGGCGAUGCCGUUCUGCACGGGAAGCAUGUGGUAGGUGCAGACGAGCUGCGGCACGACCAGACGCUGCGCUGCACGGCCAAGGGCACGGUGCGCAAGGUGCUCCCGAAUGUGGACGUUGGGGAAACCUUGCUGCCUGAUCUGGGAGUGGCCAUCAUUGCGUUUCCCAUUGUGAGACCACCGGGGUUGGUGGAGAGGCCUCAGAAAUAUGACUUUUUUGUGGUCACAGAGCGCACAUACCGAUUCAAUCUUUUCCAGGUUCACCCGGGUGAGCACGUGGUGAUGGGCCAGGCGCUCUUCGAUGGAAAGCCGGUGAUAGGAGAAGAAUUGGGCGAGUCAGUGAGCAUCAAGGCCAAUAGUUCUGGACAUGUGGAGAUGGUCCUCGAGACGUUGCAUCCCAACUACUUCGUCCUAAAGGAUGUGGCGGUGAUGCUGAUUCGGCCCAAGGUCCUUUGGCCUCCUGGGAUACAGGCUGAAAGCCCUCAGGAUCACAUCCUCACAACGGAUCGCGUCUUGGUUUUCUUGGAAUGGAAGGCUCACAUUGACGAUGAAGUGAGUCCGGGCGACCCUCUCAUGCUCGCGCAAGACUGGGGUUCUGGAAAGCCACACGUGCUCCAUGCCUCUGUGAAAGGCCUUCUCAGCCACCCAAGGUUUAUGGAGAAGGGUCAGAUCAUCGAAAUGGGUGUGGGAGUCGCGAGGAUCACUGUGGAGGUGACCACAACUUCUUACAAUGCCAGUGCAGCGCAGAUUCAGGGAAGCGAGGACUCCUUCAACCCUUUUCUUUGGCUCUCCAUCGGUGCCGGUGUCGUCAUAGGGCUCAUGUUGGCUGCAGUCGUCUUUUUCUAUCCAAAGGUCCUGCGGCGACUUUGCAUCCUGAUCACAGGUCCACCUCCUCGUCCUCCACCGGAGGUGGUCUCUGUGUCGACAUCUGAAACUGUGACGGUUCAGCACGAGGGAUUUCGCCAUGACCCGACCAACCAGCAUUAUGAGCAUCAUCACAUUAUCCAUCACCAUCACCAUGGUGGUCACCACCACCAGGGGGGUGGCCAAUGAUAAGCCGAAUCAAUGACUGGCUCCGAAAGGAUCCGAAUGGUCAAAACACAACCCGGGUGUUUCGAGCCUGGGUGUGAGUUGAAAUCCUUUGUC
Durusdinium trenchii is the source of this 2259-nucleotide messenger RNA. The record is from the annotation of a GenBank genome assembly. NCBI's taxonomy places the organism in Eukaryota, Dinophyceae, Suessiales, Symbiodiniaceae.